UAUAUAAGCGCCGCUUCCGGCGCCGGGCUGGUUGGCGGCGAGGCGGCAGCAGCGGCGGUUCUGCCCGGAGGGCUCGCGAUGUGCGUCCCAGGCUUAAGCUUGAAGAAAUCGGGUGCGUUCCUCAAAGCCUUGAAAGGGGAACCGCGCUACCUCUUGGCCCAGAAUGUGGCUACGUCAACGGACCUGCUGGACGGAAGCCUCGACCGGGAGGUUCUCCAGAACACCCUGCAGGUCUUCCAACAUGCAGUCCCAGCCGAAGGAAAACCGGUCACCAACCAGAAGAAUUCAGGGCGCUGCUGGAUCUUCUCCUGCUUGAACGUCAUGCGGCUGCCAUUCAUGAAGAAGCUGAACAUCGAGGAGUUUGAGUUCAGCCAGUCCUACCUCUUCUUUUGGGAUAAGAUCGAACGCUGCUACUACGGCCUCCACGCCUUCAUCGACACCGCGCAGGAGCCCGUCGACGGGCGGCUGGUGCAAUUCCUGCUCACCAACCCUUGCAACGAUGGCGGCCAGUGGGACAUGCUGGUGAACAUCAUUGAAAAGUACGGCGUGGUUCCCAAGAAGGUUUUCCCCGAAUCCAGUACGUCCGAGACCUCCAGACGGAUGAACGACAUUCUGAACAACAAGAUGCGGGAAUAUUGCCUCCGGCUACGAAACAUGGUAGAGAGCGGAUGCAGCAAAGAGGAACUUUCGGCAGCCAUCGACACCAUGAUCGAGGAGGUGUUCAGAGUCGUCAGCAUCUGCCUGGGGAACCCUCCCACCACCUUCUGCUGGGAAUAUUACGACAAGGAGAAGAACUAUCACAAGAUUGGGCCCAUCAGCCCCGUGAAGUUCUACCAAGACCACGUCAAACCGUUGUUCGAUAUGGAGAGCAAGGUGUGCCUGGUGAACGAUCCUCGACCCCGGAAUAAAUACAAUCAGCUUUACACGGUGGAGUACCUGGGCAACAUGGUGGGGGGCAGGAAGACGCUUUACAACAACCAGCCGGUGGAGCUAUUGAAAAAGAUGGUGGCCGCGUCCAUUCAGGAUGGAGAGGCUGUGUGGUUCGGCUGCGACGUUGGGAAAUGUUUUAAUAGCAAGCUGGGCAUCAACGAUUUGAAGAUAUAUAACCAUGAGUUGAUGUUCGGGGUGUCAGUCAAGAACAUGAAGAAGGACGAGCGGCUGAUUUUCGGGGACUCCAUGAUGACGCACGCCAUGGUCAUCACCGCCUUCACGAAGAAAGAGGAACCGGACGAGGGCUACGAGAAGUGGCGGGUGGAGAAUUCGUGGGGUGAAGACCGUGGGAAUAAAGGUUACCUACUCAUGACGGACGACUGGUUCUCGGAGUUCGUGUACGAAGUGGUCGUCGACCGCAAACACGUCCCGGAGGAGGUCCUGGAAGUCUUGCUACAGGAGCCCACUUCCCUGCCCGCCUGGGAUCCCAUGGGGGCUCUGGCCCACUGAGCCGUCGCCGGAAGGAGGGGACAAAGCCCCCCCCCCCUGCUCUUUCUGGGUCAACUCCCAAGCCGGCGGGAGCCCCCUCCUCCCCCGGGCGGUCUGCAACCAAGCCAUUGGGGGGGGGGGGAGAAAGUUCCCAGCUAGAGGUGCUAACAUUCACACAUACGCCCCCCCCUUUUCAAAAGGCGCCAUCCACCUCUGGAGGGGAGGGGGUUUUCUCCUUGCAUCGGCAUCUCUUCAUUGUAAUACAGAGUCACCUUUCUUUUUCUAAAAAUGGCUUUUUAAACUCAUCCUAAUGCACUCAUUUUAAAACGGGGAAGGGGUUCUUUUGGACACGCUGCACACACACACAAAGUGGGGGGCGGGGGAAUGGACAUUUUAGUAAGGCUCUUUCUAAACCAGAAAUGGAGGGUUGAUUUUCACCAUCAAAUUGAGGUGCACGGUUUGGGGGGGGACACCUGGGACUUUGCCCUGCUGCCUUUUUGGGGGGAUAAGAUUCGGGGGGUGGGCGAGGCGGGUCUGUUAAUCCUGUCAUUUCUACCUGUCCCAUCUUUUUCCGGACUGGUUUUCUACAACCUGGUGCCUCCCGGCUGUCCGAUUUCCUUCACCGAAUUUUUGUUCAAAAGCCAAAAGAAUCUAUAAGGAAUAGACGUCCGGACCGAUAACUGGACAGUCGCGAUGGGUCUUAGCUGAGGGCACCAGGUUGGAGAAGGUGGGUUUUCUUUUUUCCUUUUGCUCAACAGGAUUCUAGUCAGUGGGAUCCCCUCUUGGUGGGGUCUCCCUUUAGCGAGAUCUCCCCUUCCCCACCAGGGAGGCAGAGCGAACAAGAGGCCCACCCGCCCCCAACGAAAGGGAAGCGUUGACAAAAUAAUAAUAAUAAUAAUAAAUAAACCGCAUUUCGUAUGCCCUCAACAACUCUUAUGGUGCUAUGAAGUAUUUUAAUUAAAACACUUGCCUGAAAGAC
Molecule: messenger RNA, 2398 nt
Organism: Thamnophis elegans (Western terrestrial garter snake)
Lineage: Eukaryota; Metazoa; Chordata; Lepidosauria; Squamata; Natricidae
Gene: BLMH
Product: bleomycin hydrolase
Exons: 12
Coding region: 79-1440 (453 amino acids)
Biological process (GO): L-homocysteine catabolic process; response to toxic substance; proteolysis
Cellular component (GO): cytoplasm
Molecular function (GO): cysteine-type aminopeptidase activity
Source: RefSeq, a predicted model, not a curated record